CGAAUUAUUCUACACACGUUUUUCACAGAGUCUAUUUAAAAUCAUCAAAUCAAAGCAUUUUAAGAGGAUAGAAAAUUUGCCUGGUGAAAACUUGAAAAUUGAAGUGAAACGAAUUGAAGCAAAUUUCGGCUCAAGUGUACUGUUCGGCCUGGUAUUGUUCGAGGAGCUCAUAAGAGUAGAAAAUCAAAACAUUGAUAAGUCAGUGUUGCUUUCAAACCAGUGCCAGAAGCACGGACAUACGUCGACAAUGAAUUUGUGUUUAGUCAUAUUUCAAGCAUUCAUAUUUGCCGUUUUAAUACAGUAUCAAUUUGUGACAGAGGUGGAAGCUGAGAAAGAUUCGUCAUUUUCAGUCAGCAAUUGGUUCAGCGGCAUAGAAAAAAAGAUAAACGUACAGUUCCCAAACGACGAAACACAAUACGAUGCCAGUGAAUGCUCUGAUGAAAUCAAAAGGUCAUCCAGUCCAACAGUGGACGUGGAUAGGGGCAUGAUGCACGAUGUAUUUCAAAAUAUUAAAAAGACUGCAGAGGACAUUAUAAAAAUACCUAGAAGACUAGCGGAACAACAAUUUGACAUAGAUAUGUUACCUUCCAAGAAACGCGUCAAAAUUAAUCAGGCGGCAUCGGAAUCAAACUGGGCAGAUAUGAGUUCGGUAGACCAUGAUACUAGUGACGUCACUGAGGAAAAAAACUCUCAAAACGAAACACCGAAGCCUGAAACUUCGAAACACAAAAAGAAGCGAAUAAAGAAACGCAAAAGAAAAAACAGAGGUCAUGAGACCACCAGGACAACUACAGAAGCGAGUGUCGAAAAAGAUCUCGCAGAAUUUAGAAGUAAAUAUAAAAAGGAACGUAAGAAGAAAGUUAAUAAAAGAAGAUUUGUAAAAACUACUUUCAAAGAGGCAAAUUCAACAGCUAAUUCUGAUGAAAGCACAAGACGAGGAAAACCAGUUGACAUCAUAGUACAUAUCAAAAUGAAUGAAUAAAGUAUUUAUAAGUAGUUUAAAUUGUUGUCUCGUUUAUUUCUUUUCGACAUUUCAAAUGUAGUCAUUUUUGCUUUUUCAAAGUUCAUGUACAAUCUGGGGGCAGUUUUCAAAUCGUCCACUGUUUUUCGAAACACGCACUUGAAA
Trichoplusia ni (cabbage looper) is the source of this 1126-nucleotide messenger RNA. RefSeq lists its product as uncharacterized. Lineage: Eukaryota; Metazoa; Arthropoda; Insecta; Lepidoptera; Noctuidae. The transcript is spliced from 7 exons. The coding region runs from base 248 to 982 and encodes 244 amino acids. The record is from RefSeq and is a predicted model, not a curated record.